Messenger RNA from Closterium sp. NIES-67, 1070 nucleotides. Lineage: Eukaryota; Viridiplantae; Streptophyta; Zygnematophyceae; Desmidiales; Closteriaceae. The record is from the annotation of a GenBank genome assembly.
AGAGCAGAGCAGAGAGCACAGAGCAGGCUUUCUCCCCUCAGAUAGCGUGAGGUGUGGUUGCAUCGCAGAAAGCGUGAGCACUGCGCUUCGCGCUCCUGGUGCGUCUUUUCGGAUCUUUUGCGCUCGAAUUUAUCUGUAGCGGCGCUAGAGAUGAGGAGGAGCGUGCGGGCCAUUUCCGCCUCGCGUAGGUUGCUCGCAGCUGCGUCUGGUGCAGCGCUGGACAGAGCGUCGGUAGCAGCAGCACCAUUAGUAGCAGAAUCCGCACGAGCGUCAGUCGUAACUGGAUCCGUCGCAGCAGCACCACCACUGUGGGAGCAUCAUGUGCGUUCAGCUUUUGUUCGAUCCGCAGAACCGCCAGGUGUCAGCUCGAGUGAGGCGAAGUGCUUGUGUCGCUACCAUGUACCUUCGUUGUUGGAACAUCAGAAUUACUCGUCAUACAUGAUCGGUCUGCUGAAUGGCCGCCAGGAACCGCGCAGGACGACGGUAGUUAGCGGGAUGAGGAGCAUGAGCAGCGAGGUGGUACGGCAGCAGCAGAAGCCACAUGAAACUGUGGGCCUCACCGACAGAUGCGCGGAAAGAUUGGCUGAGAUCAUCAAAGAGGAAGGACGUGACGUGUUCUUGAGAUUGACUGUGGAGGGAGGGGGUUGUUCUGGCUUUCAAUAUAUUUUCACGCUGGAUGACAAGACCACUGGUGAAGAUAGCAUUUUUGAGCGUGAUGGAGUCCGGUUGGUGGUGGACAACGUAUCUCUGCUUUUUGUGGAUGGGGCUACUGUGGACUUCACUGAUGAAUUGAUUCGUUCGUCAUUUCAAGUGAUCAGCAAUCCCAACUCUGCGUCAUCAUGUGGAUGUGGUUCUUCAUUCACUGCAAAAUAGUACUGUGGUACACUACCCCACUUGAUGUGGUUGUGGCCAUUUGGUGUUGCACUUUAUCCAGGGUAUGGUAUUUUUCAAGUAUAGAACAACACGCAACGUGAUUAAGAUAAGCUGGCUCACAUUUUCGAAGAGAUCGAACUAUGUGUGCACCCGCCACUGUGGAUGAUCGCACAAUUGUCUAGAAGAUUAACCAUGCA